ACAAAAUGGCCGCCGCGCCGAAUCUCUAAGCUUUUAGGGGUUUUGACAUCUCUGCCGCCUCCUACUCCUCCUUUUCUACAUCCUCCUUUUUUUUAAACCUCCCAUUUCGGCCUGGAAGCCGAGGAUCCUGUCCGUACAACGGUUGCGGUUGUAUCCCCGUCCCUGGAGCUUUUAUACCGCCAAGGAGGAGGUGCGGGAGGCUGUCAGUGUCUGAAAGGAAAAAUAAGGGCGGAGAACACAGAGGUGGCAGCACAUAUGUAUUUUAUGUGGUCACAUGCGGACGGCAUUUUAAUAGGAUACUCGGCAAAGGACGCACACAGAAUUUUAGUGUUCUAACUCUAUUUGGACCUAUAUUGCAUCAUGUUCCGACGCCAGGAGUUGACGGGAAUGCAUAAGAUGAUGCGUCCUGUCCCCAGCGGCAAUGUGUCUUCCUGCCUCAACCAGGACAGCAUGAGAAGCGUUGAUCAGUAUGGCCUAUAUGCCACCCAGCAGAGCAAAUAUAGCCAUGCUGUCAGUCACAAGACCAUCUCCUGUCAAACACAAGAAACUAUAAAUGAGGCGCAUUUGCAGACCACAAGCAACAGGGACCUGGAUACAAAAAAUGAUUUAAAGAAAAAGAAGAACCUUGGCAGAUCUGGCAAACGGGGAAGGCCGUCGGGGACCACCAAAUCGGCAGGCUACAGAACCAGCACUGGUAGACCUCUGGGGACCACCAAAGCUGCUGGGUUUAAGACAAGUCCAGGCAGACCCUUGGGCACAACCAAAGCCGCUGGAUACAAAGUCAGCCCAGGGAGACCUCCAGGUAGCAUAAAAGCUCUAUCGCGGCUUGCAAACCUAGGUUACCCAAGUAACAAUGCAGCUUUUCCCUACCCCACAACACUAAGCAGAGGACUACAUUCUGCUGUGGAUGCCAACAUCAAACAUCCUGUUGAGUAGGAGUCAAAAGCUGCGUUUUGUGUUUAUACAAGUAGGAGGAAAUGGCAGGCCUUUAUUAGUGUCUUCUACUUUUUAUAAUAUUAUUUGCAGGCUCAAAUGAUUUGAGUCACGCUUACUGUUUUGCAGAAAAAAAAAUCAGAAAAUAAGCAGGUUAGCG
This is a messenger RNA of Spea bombifrons (plains spadefoot toad), 1093 nucleotides long. It is a transcript of the gene C4H5orf24, whose product is annotated as chromosome 4 C5orf24 homolog. The record is from RefSeq and is a predicted model, not a curated record. The transcript is spliced from 3 exons. The coding region runs from base 361 to 936 and encodes 191 amino acids. NCBI's taxonomy places the organism in Eukaryota, Metazoa, Chordata, Amphibia, Anura, Pelobatidae.